Molecule: messenger RNA, 621 nt
Organism: Aplysia californica (California sea hare)
Lineage: Eukaryota; Metazoa; Mollusca; Gastropoda; Aplysiida; Aplysiidae
Molecular function (GO): calcium ion binding
Source: RefSeq, a predicted model, not a curated record
AUGACAAUAGCGGAGAGAAUAGCCGACUUCAAAACCAAUUUUGACACGAACGGGGACGGCUGUAUUGACGACAAGGAGUUCCUGGCAAGGUUCACAGCGCUAAACUUCACCUCGGAGUUCGCAUCUUACAACUUUUGGUCAGUGGUCACAGCAAAUGGUGACCUGGACAACCCUACCUGUGUUGGGUUCAACAUAAGUAACCCUCGGAUUGUUCCCGAGAUCGCUGUCGUCAAUUACAACAUCGCCUCCCUCACCGGAUGGUGUGGGAACAACCCAGCUCUCUACGUCAGCAACUCGGACUGCAACCAACUCCCCCGUGCCUGCAGUCUCCCCGCUCUAGGAUGUUACUACUCCUGCUUCAACUACACCCUGAACGUCGCUAGCCAACACCUGGGACCUUCCCUCGCCUUGCCCGUGCUGUCACAAUUCCAGAGACAGAUGACGUUUGAGCAAGCUUUCGACAACCUCAUUAGGACAAACGACCAGAACGGAGAUGGCGUGAUUACCCCUGCCGAGUUUGCCAAAGUGAGAAACAAAAAUGUCAGGAUACGGUUGAAUCGGACGCUCGUCAGUGUUUGGCCCCAUUGGGCUAUGACCUUCAAUUUCGCCAGUGAGAGCUAG